CAGGCAGCGUGAGCGACGCAGAGAACGGAGCGGGCGACUUCCUGUUUCUCGGUCUGUCCAACCAGUCAUUGGGGCCCACAGCGCCCCCUCUGUCACUUCCCCAGAACUGCCGCCUACCCCUGAGCCUUCUGGUGGAGAACCAAUGCAGAUUGGAGGCACACGUCUGUCAGCUGCAGAAAGACUGAGGCGACUCCAAUCUGGAGACUGUUUCUAUUGUGGCAAGCCUGGCCACAGAGUAACCAGCUGUCCUCAGCGGCCAAAAGACAGCGCUCAUUAGAAGUGGGGAGUCUAAUGAGCAAUAAUGAGUUCCCCCAAUCUUCUAAUCGUCUUCAGUCUGUAAUCGUGGGAAGUCCAGCAACCAGCCACCCUCCGGUUACCUUCAGCCGCUUCCAACCCCAAGCAGACCCUGGUCCCACAUCUCAUUGGACUUUGUUACUGGUCUCCCUCUCUCCCAAGCUGCCCACUGCUGCAGAGACUGCCGACCUCCUUGUUCUCCAUGUGGUCCGGCUCCAUGGCAUCCCUCUAGACGUAGUUUCGGACCGAGGACCACAAUUCACCUCCAGGGUGUGGCGAGCCUUCUGCCAGGCUCUAGGAGCCACAGUUAGCCUGUCUUCUGGUUUCCACCCUCAAACCAAUGGUCAGACGGAAAGGGUGAACCAAGACCUUGAAGCUGCCCUCCGUUGUAUCAUCUUGGACAAACCAACUUCCUGGUCCCAAUACUUACCAUGGGAGCGGGAACUCGCUGUCCCUUCAGUUCAGCAUCACCUUCGAAGGUGUCACAGGGUUUGGCGAAGAACUCGAGCAGCACUCUCCAGAACUGCAGAAAGAAACCGCCGUCUCGCCGACCGUCACAGACACCCAGCCCCCAACUAUCAACCUGGACAGGAGGUCUGGUUGUCCACCAGGAACUUGCCACUGAAAGACACUUCGAAGAAACUCUCGCCCAGGUUUGUUGGACCCUUCACUAUUGACCGAAUCAUAAACCCUGUUACUGUUCGCCUUAACCUCCCCAGGACAAUGAGGAUCCACCCAUCCUUUCAUGUUUCCCAAGUGAAACCUGUCCUGUCCAGUCCCUUGUCUCCUCCUGUUCCGCAACCCCCACCCCCCAGGAUCAUUGAUGAUGCCCCUGCAUACACAGUGCGGCGGCUGCUGGAUGUUCGCCGCCGUGGACGUGGUUUCCAAUACUUGGUAGACUGGGAGGGUUACGGCCCGGAGGAACGCAGCUGGGAACCACGUUCUGCCAUCUUAGAUCCUCAGCUCAUCCGGGACUUCCACAAGAGGACAAGACGCCACCGGGCGCCUUGGAGGAGAGGACCUGUCACAUCAGCUGCUGUGACCCUCACACCUGCAGGUCAUUCCCUAAUCAGCAGUGGACUCAAUAUAAGGACGGAGCCUCCACCUGCUCGCCUGUCUCGUCUGAUUAUCUGGACCCUCAUCCUCGCUUGUUAUCUUGGACCCCCUGGUGACGACCUCCUGCCUGCCCGACCACAGAUUCAAGGAUUGCCCCCAAACUCUGACUGGUUUCACGGAUCUGACCCUUGCCUGUCUGACCAAGAAGCGUGA
This is a messenger RNA of Cyprinodon tularosa, 1563 nucleotides long. RefSeq lists its product as uncharacterized. Gene Ontology annotation, biological process: DNA integration. The record is from RefSeq and is a predicted model, not a curated record. Bases 292 to 1563 code for a protein of 423 amino acids. The transcript is spliced from 6 exons. NCBI's taxonomy places the organism in Eukaryota, Metazoa, Chordata, Actinopteri, Cyprinodontiformes, Cyprinodontidae. Gene Ontology annotation, molecular function: nucleic acid binding.